Molecule: messenger RNA, 9443 nt
Organism: Cyprinodon variegatus (sheepshead minnow)
Lineage: Eukaryota; Metazoa; Chordata; Actinopteri; Cyprinodontiformes; Cyprinodontidae
Gene: gse1b
Product: Gse1 coiled-coil protein
Exons: 17
Coding region: 388-6732 (2114 amino acids)
Source: RefSeq, a predicted model, not a curated record
AAUCGGGGAUGGCGCUGUGUUCAGUGUUAGUGAGUUUGGAGCCAAAGUUUCGCAGCGCAGGCAAGAAAGUUUUGCUGGAUACGAGCAGAGAUCUUAACUUCUGUCAUGUGGACCUCCAGGACAAACAUGUGGACCACAGACCCAAGAUAACAAGGAGUUGCGUGGCUGUUUUGAAGGAUAUUUUCCUUGUUGUUGAGAUGGAAAGAACGCUUAACGGGACUGCUGGCUUCGCUGCGCACCGCUUGUUCCAAUGGACUGCUGUGGCUCUUAUCACUUUGUAAGUUGGACAGAAACUCAUUGCACGCCCGCAGACACGUUUGCAACACGAGUAUGACUUAACUUGUUAACGCUUUGCUAUGUAGCCUAGCCUCGGGUGUUUAAAAAACAAUGAACUCUCCCAGUAACCAGGAGCUGGCACUCUUAUCUCGAAAACACCGGCUCAUGGCUGCAGCGAUGCCCGCUGAGGACGGCGCGUUGCCCCGCAGCGCCUCCAGGGCUGAUCGGAACGGAUUCGGGGGUCUUGUUCACUGUUUUAUCUGCGGGAGCGGCGUCACGCCCGGGAAAGAACUACGGCUGCAAGUGACAUAUCAGAAAGAGAGGUUGCCCUUUUUCCCGUUUCUCCAAAAUCAGGAGCCAGCUCCGGGUGCGUGCGAGCUGAGCGCGGAUGGCUGCGCGCUGGUGUGCGCGGUGUGCCACUGCUUCCUGGCUGAGCAGUGGAACUCCUUCGAGCGGAGCAGGACGCCCAUCGAGAAGCGCAUGUACUGGCUGAAAAGACCCUACCAGUGCGACUCCAGGCGGGUCCCUCAGGAGUGGAACAUCUCCUACGACCUGGAAAGGAGAAUCAGCCAUAACUACGACGGGGGCGCAGAGUCUGAUUUCUCAUCUUUUUCUGAAAACGAGAACAUUUCAGAUCAAGAGAUGGAUCUGGUUGACAGGGUGGGCAGGGAAAAAUGUCUGAGAGCGCCUGCUAAAGCCCUGAAAGACAGUAGCAGGAAAAACAAUGUGAUCAGUAUCAAAAACAGCCCGGAUUCACAGCAUUCAGUGCGCUGUGCGGCGGGUGUUUAUGACGCGCAUGAAUCAUCUAAAGCUGAUGGUGUGCAGGCGGCACGGCGCGGGGCUAAAAUGAUGAAUAAUGUCUGUCAGUCAGCAGAGUCCCAGGAGAGGCUCCCUCCGCGGUGUUAUGGCAAUCCUCUAACUGACACACCUGUGCAGGACAACGGCGUGAUUAUGCGCAACAGGCGCUCGCUGAAGGAGGAGAAUGUGAAACAUGUGGAGCAGCGUCAGACCCAGCGUGUCACCGACAGCAGCUGCGCUCCAUUCAGACAUCCAGCUCUGCUGCUACGAGGGAGAGCCGAAAACAACUCCCACCCUGCGCUGUCUCCUGUCCUCUCUAAAUGCACCUUAGGGAGGGAGAACAGCUCCGAAAACUCAGAGGGAGACGAGAUAAACAUCACAAGUGAUGAUGAGCGGGACAUCUGUGGUCCAAAGGCUGGACCAGCAGCUCUGCAAAGAGCUGUCACUGAUCUGUCUUCCAAGAGGAGCUCCCAUCAUGCUGCAAACUCUUGCCCAGAGGAGCCAGUGUGUUAUAUAUGUGGUGCCGGGCUCAGACAAGGUGCCAGUUUCAAAAUUAGUGUUCAAAAACAGGAGUCAGCCCGAGGAGAGCCGUUCUUUCCCUUCCUUUGGCUUCACUCAGCUCCCCUGGGUGCAGUGCCCAUCAGCACCUCAGGUACAACUAUUGUUUGUGGCAGCUGCCACACCUCCCUCAUGCAGCAGUGGGAAAGCUUUCAGCUGGCUGAUGUGCCUGUUCUCCAACGCCUAUACGUAGUCCCCCUGAAUCAAAAGUCCAGCACCCUUCAUCCAUCCCAACAUAAAGCACUAGACAGAAAAACUCCAGGUUCCCUUGAGGUCACACCUGAACCUAGGUCGUCUCAUGAAGCCUGCUUCCUUUGUGGCCAGGAGGGUAGAGGAGAUUUGAGAGUAGUAUAUGCACAAACUGGUGUAGGAAAAUCCCGAGCCGUGAUGUACUUUCCCUUUAUCAACUUAUUGCCUUGCCCACCUAAUGCUCAAGUAAUGAGGAACGGUUGUGUCCACUGCUGCGCACAAUGUCACUCUAUUCUGCUGGAUAUCUGGAACGCAUAUCGACUAAGCCUCAGCGAAGACCUCAUCACAUCUGUUAGCUCAUUUCUUGUUCGGUACCAUUCCUCCUUGUCUUCUGAUGGGCCCGGACCAGCCCCCUCUCAGGUUGAGGGGGGCUCUCACCAUGGCAGCUCCUUGUCAGCGUGUUACCUGUGUGGAGCGGAACUGAGUGCAGGUGCAGAAUACCAGCUGCAUGUCAACCCACCCAGCCGUUUUGGGGAGAGGGAGCCUUUCUUCCCUUUUCUAACAGUUUACCCACCUGCACCAGGUGCUAAACCAGUGGAUGCCACAGGCCUUGUGUCGGCCUGUAAACUUUGCUUCCAUGACCUGCACUCUCAGUGGGCACAACAUGAGAGCAAGGCCUUGGAGUCCUCCAGCCCAGCUGCUUCUUUGUUACCUGGCACUAACCCUCAGUCAACGAGCUCCCAGUGGGCCCGUCAGUACAGCUGUGAGGCCUUUGUGUGCUUCUUCUGCAGGCAGGAGCAGCGCAGGCAAGGCAGGCUGUGCGCCGUCAAUGUGGCCAGGCUACCUGUGUUUUUGUAUGCACCUCGCAGCCCUCGCACACUUCUGGUGGAUGAUGGAAGGAGGCUGGUGAUAGGCUCGUGCGUAGAUUGCAAAGCAGUGGUGCAAGUGGGACAGAGUAUGCAACAGGAUGUAGCCAUGCCAGCACGUGGAGCCUCAGCUGGAGAAAGAACGGAUAAUGAAUUAGGUUCCCCAAAGCCUAGAAACAAGGCCAGUACUUUGAUGGAUAGCACUAGAGCCACUAAAGAAGCGGACUCAGGGUCUUCACAACCUGCAGGGGACCACCCUCCUUCGUGCCCUGUGACCUCAGAGCCGAGGAGAGGAGAGGGACAACUUUGCAGCAUGAGCCAUGAGCCAAAGUCACCAUCAUUAGGAAUGAUCUCAACGGCGACCCGUACAACGGCGACGGUCAGCCCCCUCACCCCGUCGCCUCUGAACGGCUCCAUCGUAGCAAAUGGAAGCCCAGCUGCCCAGUCAGCCCACUCCGGAUUCGCCGCAGCCCUCCGUAAACUGGCAAAACAGGCCGAAGAACCUAGAGCUGCGUCAUCCAUCAGCAGCGAAUCGUCUCCAGUCUCAUCUCCUGCCACCAACCACAGCUCUCCAGUCAGUACACCCAAGAGGGGUCCUCUUGGUCCAGGACCUGUGCUGGUUCCCCCAGUGGGUCACAGUGUGCCAAACACUCCACCUGUCGUAACCAUAGCUCCGACAAAGACGAGCAACGGCCUGUGGAGGAACGAGGGACGCCAGGCUGACUCGGGGCCCCGUGGGGCCAGCAGGGAACGUUUGGGUGCAGAGGGGACCUUCUCCCAGGAGAAAGGUGGCCCCUCAGUCCCUGCUCACCUCCUGGGAAACCCCUAUGCCUUUGGUCUCACCCCUGGUGCUGUCAUGCAGGAUUCACGGUUUCCCCCCCUUAACCUGCCCAGACAGUUGCCUAAUGCGGUGCCUCCUGGUGCUGUACCAGAGGAGUACAUCCGGAGUUUUCGGCCCUAUGCCACUGCAGAGGAUCCACUCAGGAUGCAGUCUCUGCCUUUGGGCCUAGACCCUGCAGCAGCUGCUGCUGCAGCGGCGUACUACCACCCCAGCUACCUUCCCCACCCGUCCUUCACACCGUACAGGAUGGAUGACCCGUUCUGCCUCUCUGCUUUAAGGUCACCUUUCUAUCCACUGCCAGCAGGGGGAGCCUUACCCCCCAUUCAUCCUUCUGCUGUUCACAUGCACCUACCAGGCGUCCGCUACCCUGGAGAUUUUGCACACCCGUCAUUGUCAGCUCUGCAGUCUGAGAGACUCCAGCUAGAAGAUGAGCUGCGGCAGCGUGAGAGGGAACGUGAACGUGAACGAGAACGAGAGCGGGAAAAAGAGAGGGAGCGUGAGGCAGAGAGGGAGAAGGAACGCGAGAGGGAACGGGAGCGUGAGCGUGAACGAGAAAAAGAGCUGGAGAGGGAGAGGGAACGGGAACGGGAGCGCGAGAGAGAGCGGGAGAAGGAGAAGGAAAGGGAGAAGGAGCUGGAGAGGCAGAGGGAGAGAGCUCUGAGGGAGAAGGAGCUGCAGGCAUCCAAGGCCAUGGAUAACCUCUACAUGGCUGAGCUCCACACAAUGAGAGGACAGGAGGAACGAAGCAAGCCUGAGAGGCUAACCCCUAAUCGGGCUGAAAAAACCAAAGAGCCUGCUCUUCCCGCUCCCAAGCCAGUCCCACCUGGAAUCCACCCUUCAAUGGUCCAACCUCAUCAUCACGUCUCUGGGCUGAUCUCUAACCACGGCCUCUACAUGGGCUCCAGCGCUGUGGGCGCAGGACUCCCCUCCUCCUUGAUCACGCAGAGAGCAAACGAAGAGGAGAGGUGGUUGGCACGGCAACGCAGGCUCAGGCAGGAAAAAGAGGAUCGUCAGUCCCAGGUGUCUGAAUUUCGCCAGCAGGUUCUGGAGCAGCAUCUGGACCUGAGCCGGACUCCUGACUUACCAGAUCACAGGACAGACGCGCACAGGUCCAUGCAAAACCACCAUGAACCAGGAAUCAGGGAGCAUCAUCCCCACCUGGGCGCCCCACCACCCCUCAUCUCGCCCAAACCUCCACAGCCCCAGCGUGAGCACCACCCUGUACCUCCAACAACCUUGUGGAACCCUGCCUCUCUCAUAGAAACUCCUUCAGAAUCCAGGCGUAACCACGAGCCUUCAGGGAUGGGCCACUAUGACAUAAGUCGAGUUCCCCCAGGGCCCUCCAAAUAUGAAGAUGGAGCUCGAAGGAGAGACAUGGGAGCGAUGGAGAAAUACCCCCCUCUCAGACCUCCUCUAGUCCUCCCAGAGCACAGCACCUUCCUUGCUGAUCUAGAGAAGUCCACCCAGUCCUUCCUAAGCCAGCAGAGGGCAGCGAUGUCUCUACCUAGUCAGUAUGAAAUGGAGGGAAGCUUAAAGAUCAAUGCAGGACUAAAGAACCUUCAGGGACAUCCAGUGCACAGCAGACAUGGACAAGGUCCUGGAAUGAUAGCUGGACCUGGCAUUGGACCGCUGACUGCACAGGGUGCGGGUCCAGAGACGGUGCUGAUCUAUGAUGAGUUUCUCCAGCAGCACCGAAGGCCUGUCAGUAAGCUGGACCUGGAGGAGAAAAGGAGAAGGGAGGCCAGAGAGAAAGGUUACUACUAUGAGCUGGAUGACUCGUAUGAUGAGAGCGACGAGGAAGAGGUCAGAGCCCAUCUCAGAAGAGUAGCAGAGCAGCCCCCACUGAAACUAGACUACUCUACAGAGAAAUUAGAGUUUCUGAGAAUGUUCAAUCUGACCACCGUGAGCCGGCGUGAUGAGCUUGUGCAGCAGAAGAGGAGGAAAAGGAGGAGAAUGCUCAGGGAGCGCAGCCCUUCACCUCCUGCAUCACAGUCCAAACGCACCCCCCCACCACCUCCUGCUCCGCUCAGCACACGCUUCACUCCGGAGGAAAUGGACCAAGCACCAGAACUGGAGGACAAGAAGCAAUUUCUUACCAUGUUUAAACUCUCUCACGUCACCAUGCAGGACAGAAAAGACAAUGAAAGGGUGAUUGAACUGCUUCAAGCCAUAAAAGAAAAAAAUGUAACCUUGGAUACAAUCAGACAUGCACCUCAUCCGCUGUGCAAGAGUCCUCCAGCACACAUCUCUGAUAAAGCAACUACCCAGCACUCCUCUGAAUCUGAAGACCACCAUAAUGUCAGGCAGCAUAGUCCUCCGUCACAUUGCCCAGCAUCCCCCUGUGCUCCUAAACCCCUCGGAGACAUCUUACGACCGAAGGCACCCCCCUCCCCGGCUGUCUACCCAGACAAGGCCCGGGGGUCCGGUGAGGGCCCCGUCUCAAAGAGGAACUCCAGCUUGCUCAACAGCUUGCGGCCGCCACUCCCCCUGCAGACUAAAGAGGGACCUCCUAGCGUCAACGGGCGCACAAAACCUUGGGACAGCUUCACCCCAGAGGAAUUCGCCCAGCAGUUCCAUGAAUCUGUGCUUCAGUCCACUCAGAAGGCUCUGCAGAAACACAAAGGCGGAGCAGCAGGCGUGUCAGAGUCAUCUCACCCUCAGGAGUCAUCGGUCCACUAUAACAUUCCCGAGCUUCAGAACGCCCCCAGCCGUCCACCUCUGCCACUCUCACAGGCGCACUCAAACAAUCCCCCAUUUCCCCUUCCCCACUCCCACCCUCAGCCCAAUGGACAGCACUUUCCAAUGCCCCUCCACAAGGAGGCAGCAGUGAUGAGGGAGGACCUGUCUGGUCCAGAGGAUUUUGAAGAGGAGGAUGAUGAGGAGGAGGAAGAGGAGGCUCCUGUUCCCAAGUGGCAGGGAAUCGAAUCUAUAUUUGAAGCAUAUCAGGAAUAUGUUGAAGAGCAAACUUUGGAGAGACAAGUAUUACAGAACCAGUGUCGAAGACUAGAAGCGCAGAACUACAACCUCAGUCUGACAGCCGAGCAACUGUCUCACAGUAUGGGGGAGCUGAUGUCUCAGCGACAGAAGCUGGCAGUGGAGCGGGAGAAGCUACAAGCAGAGCUGGAGCACUUCAGGAAGUGUCUGAAACUGCCGCAGACACAUUGGCCUAGAGGUAGCCAUUACAAAGGAUACCCUCCUAGGUGACCCCCGACAUGCCCCCCCUGAAGACUCCCAGCCCCCCAGCUGCCUCCCGUCAGACAUAAGUUUAUUUUUCACAGCCUUGUCCUUGUGACUCCACAGAGGGAAUAUGGCUUACUGGAUAAGAUGAGUGAAUGAAAUGGCUUGGGUAAAUGAAUAAACGGGUGAAUGCACAAGAGACAGGACCAUUGAGUGAAGGACAGUUAGUCUCUGGAGCGGGGCUUCCCAGGGACCGCUCCCAAAGCCACUGACGCGUGCCAAUGUAGCCAAGUGAGAUCAGUAAAGCAGGACCACCUAAAGAUCAACAAGCAGUCUCAAACAGAUGGCUGCCAGUCCCAUCCUUUAGCUCCUGUUGUUCUGCUGUUCAGUCCCUGCAUCCCUCAUCACCACAGCCACACAGACAAUCCUGCCAAUGAAGGAGCAGCUGCCCCUCCCCCCUCCCCGAGGGGUUUCGUCACAAGACUUGAAAGCUCCAAAUCUCCAGACGAAGGCUUCAGGCCAGUUGGGACUGAUUUUUACCACAGCGGCCACCGUACCUUUUGAACUGGAAAUGCACUUAAGAAUAAAAGCUGAAGAACUACCUGUUGGUACUGUGUUACAACAAAGAACUGUUCAUUUUAGGGAAAAAAAACUUAGAAAAUGUAAAAUUUUUUUAAAAAGAGUUAAGGAAAGGUUUUAUUUCAAAAUAGAAAGUUUGAAAAUAAGAAUUUUAAAGGGUGCUUCAGCCUUGUAUUGUACAUAUUAUGAAGACUUAAAUGAAUUUUGUAUGUUUUUAUUACUUUAAUCAUUGUUCUUUUAAAAGAGAAGCCCGCCAUUUUUAUAUGUUUAUGCUUUUUUUGGGGGGGGAGGGGUUGAAAAAGAAAGCCUUGCUUUUUGUGUUUUUUUUUGCUGCUGCUAGCAAAAAAAAUAAAAAAAUACACUCCGAGAUGGUCCACAGAUGGAGCUGAAAGCAGGGCGUCUUCCUGCUUUUUUUUUUUUUUUUUCCUCAUCCGAAGUCUGAGCAGCUGAGGCCAGGCCACAGCCCACUUCAUCUGACCCUAAAAGACCCGUCCCUGCCAACCCGCCAUCCCGUCCCCCUUUCGCUGCACAGCAACCUAACCUGUAUUUUCACUCCUCCUGUGCUUCACUGCUGCUGGCGUAACUAGUUAGCUCGUGAUUUCCUCAUCCAGAUUCACAGUGAUAUAUGCAGGUGCAUCUCAAGGAUUUACAUUAUCAUUGAGGAAUUAAUUUAAUUCAGUUUAUCCCAUUUAUUGCAUGUAUAAUUUAGUUUUUAUGGGAACACAAUUUUAAAAACUGAUAGGAAAUGUGCAAUCUUUGCAGAGAGAACUCGGUCAGGGGUCAUUUUGAAUGAUUUUCUGCCCUAAUGCAACGCAGCAUGAAGGGGUGUAGUUUUGCUACGGUGUUAGUGGAGCUCCAUAUUAGAUCAUCUAUCAUAUCUGAGGGAGUAUGAAGUGCUCUUAAAUUUCCUUGAAGGCGGCAAAUCUGACUUUAACUUGAUUAAAAACGGCAGACUGACACCAGUGAGUAACUGUGACUCAGGUUGCCGGUAAUAUGUUUGCAUUCACCUCUCUGAGCAGCCACCAGGGAUUGAUUUUGUAUUGAAUUACUGACAUAAAUUAACUUUUCAAUGAUGGUAUUUAUUGGUAUGCACCUUUAAAGUUUAUAUAUACCUAAUCUCUGAAGCAGCAGGCAGAUGAAUCUGCUUUUUGAGCUUUUUUUUUUUAUAUAUACAUAUAUUGAAUCUUAUCAGUUUUUAAGACUGCACAUAUUGGAGCCAGAGGAAUGAUGAUUAAACCGUAUGAAAUUAAGCCCUUUUCAAACAGCCAUGAUGCAGUGCCAAAAAAAAACAAAUUGAAUAAAUCGAACCAUUCUAAGAUUGGUGAUGCAAUUUGAAAGCCAAACCUUUUCAGUUACUCUCACUUUUUUUUGGAAGGAUCCCUCCCGUCACAGAAAUCCCACAGCGUUAAACUGGACCAGAUUAAGAAGGGUUUGUUUUAUACCAUGCAUACAUGUUUACAACCCCUCCUCUGCCUUUCCUGCAGCAUUGCCCUGAAAUUGGUCCAGUGUUACACUGUCAACUACCCCCCAUCAGAAAAGUGAAGCCUUCUAAACAAACAAAAAGAUUUUAAAUGUACUUUAAAGAUUGAAGCACAAAUAUGCCACAAAAACCCCUAUUUUACUUCCAAGUGCCUCAGUAAUUUGAGAGCAUGUGAAUUUCACAGUCCACUAGUGUCUGCUGUAUCUUUGACACCUUUUCAAUGAUGACUCUGAAUUAGUUUGAACACAAAUCACCUCGUUUGCAACCAUUCUUUCCAAAGAAGCAAUGCCUGAACCAGAUGAGAGAAUAAAAAAGUGCAGUCUGUUACUUUUCCACAGCAGGGCCAUCCGUGCAGCCUAUUAGCAAAUGAGGACACAUGCAUGCUGAGGUAAGCUGCCAAUUAGCUGGAGAGGAAGUAAGACGAGGCUCUUACUCAGCCUCCCUGGGUCUCCAACCCACGCACGUCCAUGGAAUAGCUCGGUUACUCAGUGGAGGAUGUCUAGAUGCUGUGAAAUCCUGGUUUGUUUGUUUUUUCUUUUUUUUUUAUGUACUUGUUUUAAAUUCAUUGUAAUGUAAUAUAUACUUUGUUGAAUGUAGUAAUUAGGUAUUUAUGAAUAUAUGGCUGUGAUUUCAGACAAAAAGAUAAUAAAAUGCUUCAAAAAUGUCAAACAUCAAAAUG